Messenger RNA from Aspergillus uvarum CBS 121591, 1118 nucleotides. RefSeq lists its product as uncharacterized. The transcript has 2 exons. Bases 131 to 865 code for a protein of 244 amino acids. The record is from RefSeq and is a predicted model, not a curated record. Lineage: Eukaryota; Fungi; Ascomycota; Eurotiomycetes; Eurotiales; Aspergillaceae.
UUUAGUCUACCACUCUCCGCAGUAUUUAUGAUACUCGUCUCCUCCCUGUCAACAGGCCACCAUCCAGCUUGCUAUACAGGCACGAACCUCUACAUCACCCCCUUGAUCAUCUGAUAGCUGCGCGCACAAUAUGUCGGAACAAAGCGUGACGGAGUUCAUCUACUUCCACGUCAAGGACAGCGUCCGACCCGAAGACCCCGCCCACAGCGACGAGGGCGCCGCCCUCCUGCAGGUCUUCCAGAACACCAAGCACCAGAACGGGUACAAGGGGUCCGUCUGGGGUCGGGCCGUCGAGGACGAGAGUUUGAUCGUUUGGGCGAUUGACUGGACAGACGCCCACACCGGCGCAAACCCAACCACCACGCUGCACCCCUUCCUACCAGAGGACAACCCCGAAAUCACCACCAUCUUCGCCACCCUCACCCCUGCCACUUCCCCGUCUCCCUCUGGCGAUGCCAACAACAACAAAAGCCCAACCACCACAGAAACCCUGCGCAGCAACCCGGUCACCGAACUCUGGACCCCCGCCUUCCCCACCUCCCUCACGCCCGACGAAGUCAACGCCGUGCACGCCGACCUGAUCGGCCUGCGCGCCGCCGUCACCGAGCACCUCCCAGACGGCAAGCGGGCGGUGUCCUUUGCGCUGGGCCAGGUGGAGCGGCCGGGGACGAUGACGCACGAGCAGAGCGAGACGGGCGAGGCGUUUGUGGUAGUCGUCGCGGCUGGGUGGGCGAGCGUCGAGGUGCAUCUGGCUGGCAAGGAGACGGAGGCGUUCCAGGAUGCGAUUGGGAAGGUUAGGGGACGGUUGUUGGCGCCGGUGCGGGGGUUGGGCGGGUUGAAACAUUUUGGGUUUAGAGGGGUGUGAUCGAAGCCAAGUGUCUGAGGGUCCGAGGUUUUGGGAGAAGAGGGGCUUUGGGGGUGAAAUGGUUCCAUGAAUGGAGAUCGGUAGGUUAGCAGGGUACAGAAUAGGUAAUCACGAGGGUUUAUUGGUUUGUGUUGGGGUUUGUUUCUAAGGAUUGUAUGGUUGGUAUGGUUGGGAGUGAUGGUGAUGAUGAUAACGACGUUGCCAGAAGAUUAAAAUCAGAAUUCAAGCUGCUUCCUUUUUCUUUUGGUCACAC